AGGCACUUUGCAUCUGUCACUUUCGUAGCAAUCCGCGAAGUGGCUGCCGUGACGAUUGGUCUACUCUGCGGUGCCAUCAUCGGUUAGUAUGGCUGACGACAAGGGCAUCGUCGACAGCGUUGUAACCCGCCUUCUCGAAGUUCGAGGCUCGCGGCCGGGCAAGAGUGUGCAGCUGACGGAGGGUGAGAUUCGCACGUUGUGUUUGAGGUCUCGUGAGAUAUUCCUCAGUCAGCCAAUUCUUCUCGAGUUGGAGGCACCACUCAAGAUUUGCGGAGACGUCCAUGGUCAAUACUACGACCUGCUGAGAUUGUUUGAGUACGGGGGCUUUCCGCCGGAAUCUAACUACUUGUUUUUGGGAGACUACGUAGAUAGGGGCAAACAGUCGUUGGAGACUAUUUGUCUCUUGUUGGCGUACAAAAUCAAGUUUCCGGAGAAUUUCUUCUUGCUGAGAGGCAAUCACGAAUGUGCGAGCAUAAAUAGGAUCUAUGGAUUCUAUGACGAAUGCAAGAGGCGUUAUAACAUCAAGCUGUGGAAGACGUUUACGGAUUGUUUCAAUUGUCUUCCCGUUGCUGCCAUUCUCGACGAGAAGAUAUUCUGUUGUCAUGGUGGUCUCUCGCCCGAUCUGCAGUCAAUGGAGCAGAUCAGGAGGAUAAUGCGUCCUACAGACGUUCCUGAUCAAGGGUUACUGUGUGACCUUCUCUGGUCCGACCCUGACAAGGAAAUCUCUGGCUGGGGAGAAAACGAUCGAGGUGUAUCAUUUACUUUUGGACCGGAAAUUGUUGCCAAAUUUUUACUGAAGAAUGAUUUUGAUCUAAUCUGUCGCGCCCACCAGGUUGUUGAAGAUGGGUACGAGUUUUUUGCAAAGAGACAGCUGGUCACUCUGUUCUCUGCACCUAACUACUGCGGAGAGUUUGACAAUGCAGGUGCAAUGAUGAGCGUAGAUGAAACUCUCAUGUGCUCUUUUCAGAUUUUAAAGCCGUCCGAUAAGAAGCGACUUGGAUUCGGUGCUGGAAGGCCGCAGACGCCGCCACGUGCCGGAAACAAAGGAACGGGUUCUUUAAAGAAGAAAUGACAAUUGUAAUGCUGGGAGUCAUUGUAUCACUAGGUGUAGACAAGGUAAUGGAAUACUAUAGUAGCAGUUUCUGUUGGAGCAUUCUGUUCGUGUAUGUGCAUUAGUGCAUUAGUACUAUAGCGUAGGUGUGCAUCCACUGUACACUAGUAUAUAGCAACUUGCGAAUUUGUUGGCUACAUGUGACAUUGUAUGAUAUACGAUAAUGGGUGCAUUAUGUAUGUAUGGUGGUACACCAUUAAUUAAGCAUUUUAUGAAGUGUCUUUUCA
Messenger RNA from Corticium candelabrum, 1338 nucleotides. RefSeq names its product serine/threonine-protein phosphatase alpha-2 isoform. Gene Ontology annotation, cellular component: cytoplasm; nucleus. The transcript is spliced from 6 exons. Gene Ontology annotation, molecular function: protein serine/threonine phosphatase activity. Bases 89 to 1072 code for a protein of 327 amino acids. The record is from RefSeq and is a predicted model, not a curated record. NCBI's taxonomy places the organism in Eukaryota, Metazoa, Porifera, Homoscleromorpha, Homosclerophorida, Plakinidae.